AUGCAGGGAUGCAUCACAAGGAGGUCUGUCCCCUCGACCCCUAUAUCGGCGAUAUCGGCAAACGCCGCCGAUACGAGGUCAGGUCGACCUCCAACACCCAUUACACUCCUAACUGACAACCAGGCUGCAGAGCACAUCAUAUCAACCAAUGGACCUGGCCGCAACAAGUUGCUCACACUCAGAGCCGCAUUCAUGAGGGACACAAUCAAGAAAGGCAUUGUUGCUGUCAAGUGGAUUACAGGAGAACUGCAAGUUGCCAAUGGCCUAACGAAACUACUCGAUGCAAGGGGAUCAUCCAAGUCCCGGGAGGAUUUUGGAGUCAAGGGUAGUCUAGUCGCUCACCGCUAG
This is a messenger RNA of Ustilago hordei, 348 nucleotides long. RefSeq lists its product as uncharacterized. Bases 1 to 348 code for a protein of 115 amino acids. The transcript has a single exon. Lineage: Eukaryota; Fungi; Basidiomycota; Ustilaginomycetes; Ustilaginales; Ustilaginaceae. The record is from RefSeq and is a predicted model, not a curated record.